CGCCUCCCCUCUCGCGGCUUCCUCCUGCCCUCCGACCGCCCUGCCGGCACCGGAGCCGUUCCGCCGUGCCCGGCAUGCCCGAGCCUUUGCCCCCCACGCAGCUGCUGGUGUCGGAGCGGGCCGUGGUGCUGGUGUCCUGCGUGCUGUCCUCGCUGGGCUCCAGCCUGCUGGUCUGCACCCAUGCCCUGUGGCCGGAGCUGCGCACCCGGCCCCGCCAGCUGCUGCUCUACCUCUCGCUGGCGGAUCUGCUCUCAGCCCUCUCCUACUUCUACGGGGUGCUACAGGACUUCGACAGGACCUCCUGGGACUGCGUGCUGCAGGGUGCCCUGUCCACCUUCUCCAACACCAGCUCUUUCUUCUGGACCAUGGCCAUUGCCCUGUACCUCUACAUCACCAUUGUGAGGGGCUCGCCCACAGGCACGGGCUUGCUCUGCUGCUUCCACGUCGUGAGCUGGGGAGUCCCCCUUGGCAUCACGGUGGCAGCUGUUGCCCUGAAGAAGAUUGGCUAUGAUGCCUCCAACGUUUCUGUGGGCUGGUGCUGGGUCAACCUGGACGCAGAGGAUCGUCUCUUGUGGAUGCUGCUAACGGGGAAAGUCUGGGAGAUAUUGGCCUAUGUGACCUUGCCAGUGCUCUACAUUCUCAUCAAGAAGCACAUCAACAGAGCACAUGCCGCUCUCUCGGAGUACCGCCCCAUUCUCUCAAGGGCACCUGCGCUGCAGCCCCGCACUGCCAUAGCAGACAAGAAGUUGGUUCUCAUCCCUGUCAUCUUCAUCGUCCUCCGCAUCUGGAGCACCAUCCGCUUCAUCCUCACCCUCUGUAACUCCCCUGCGGUGCAGAAUUCAGUCCUGGUCGUCCUGCAUGGGAUUGGUAACACGUUCCAAGGAGGUGCCAACUGCAUCAUGUUUGUCCUCUGUACGCGGCUGGUGCGGACUAGGCUGCUUUCCUCCAUCUGCUGCUGCCACCACGAUGAGCCAGAAUGGCACAGAUCAAACAGCCACUGGCAGAGCCCAGAACCCCACAAGGACAAGGAUGUGCCAGGCCCUGAGCGGACAAAACCUCUGCUUUCCAGCACCUGAGCCUGGGCUGCCUGCGUCUCGGAGCUGAUUUCUUUCUUGGUAAAGAUCUCCUGUGAGUCUUUUCUCCUGCCCUGCCUGUGCCAGCUUCCUGGCAUGAGAGGUGGGGAGCAGUGAUCAGGAAGCAGUUGGCAGGGGCAGGUUUUUGCUGCUGCUGUGGGAGUUCCCUGUCCACCUCCCCAGUGUGCUCCUCCGGGGUGAAACCACUAAUAGAACUGAUCCACCCCCCCUUGCCCAUCAGCUGAGGCUGUGUCUGUACCUCAAGCCUGUAAAAGGAGGAAACAGACUGCACUGCUGUCUGGCUCAGAGGGACAGCACAGCAGUGAAAGCUGAAGAAGAGGAAUUAGUGGUUCCUUCUGGUGUAAAAGGUCAUGCACACACACAUUUCUCCAGUGCUACCCAGUACAGAUGCCCCAAGUGCUCCUCGGAUGGUGAUGCAAUCCCUGCUGCCCACUCUUGCAGAAAGAGCAUUUGGAAUGUGUUCAGUUUUUUGCAGCCAGCCCUGAAGCAAAAUGGUCUCCAACUUGUCUUAAGGGAAAUCAAAACACAACACCACAAAUACAAAAUAGGACCCCCCCUCCAGAAACGCCCAACCAGCCAGACCUAAUCAAAACAGACUCCUUGUUCUCAGCUGCCCUUUUCCACAGCAGCAAUGCUGUGGGAGGAAUGUGCAGCUUCAUGGAGUGACAUUGGCAGCUCGCAGGGGUUCAGGGAACCCUGCUGGUUUGUGAAGGUCACUGGAAAGUCUCUGAUCAUGUCCUGUGGCAAGGUCAGAGCAAGAAAAAAGGGCAACAGAGGACCUCUAACAAGUGUCUGUAGCUCCAAACACUGAAGCUGAGUGGAGCUGAAAUGUGAGGUUUAUAAUAAGGGAGGUGAGGGCAGUGGUGCUUGGCUGUUCCAGACGAGUCUCACUCUCUCUGGCAUGAAGUGCAGUCUGUGAAGAUGAUUCUGGACUCCUCCUCAUUAGGCAUGGCCUGGAGAACUUUCUCUCAGGUGCCCCUGAAGGUGGCUGGACUUGAGGUACCUGGCUGCCCUUUGGGAAUGGGUCCAUUGUGCCUGUUUUCAGCUGCUGCAAGGUGAUGUCCCUGGGGCUUGAGCUACAGCGAGGCUGGUGUCCUGUCUCAGGCCAAACCUCUGUGUGUCAGCUGCAGGCAGAUGGGUCCUGGGUUUUAAUUGUGCUUCAUUUUGAGCAGGUGUGGGAUCACCCCAGAGCCCCACAGAGGGAGCUGAAGCCUGGGGAAAAGCACUGCUGGAGUGGCUGAGUGAACAGAAGAGGUUAUGCAUCUCCUUGGCAUGCAGGUAGCAUCUGCUUUGGUCUUGACCAUUGCUGAGGAUCCUCUGGAAGACACUGGCUACAUACCAGCCUCCUGGUUUUCUUCCAUCUUUCUCCCCUCCUUCCAUUAUUAGCCUUUAAAAUUGUUUGGGAGUUUGCUGUUCUGUCUGUAUGUUGUAACUUGUGGGGCAGACAAAGGUCAUGGUGAUAGGAAAACUUCACAGCUGCUGAACUGGACUGUUCCAGGCAUGGAUUUCAGUUUUGGUGUCUGAGGUCUUCCAGGGAGCUCCAGCCUGGCUCCUGUUCUUCACUUGAACGUGGACAAUAGUGUGCAAACAUGCUUGUCUUGUGGUGGUGAUGGAUGGAUCUUCUUCAUGGUUCAUUCCUCUUCCUUGGUGGUUAGGGCUUCUCAUCAUCAGGGCUUGUGGUGGCAGCAUGCUUUGUGCUUCCUGGGAAAAUGUGAACUCUGUAGACCCCUUGAUGCUCAGGGAUAUCUGGGUGUACCACCCCAGCUUUUGGCAAGGACAGCCCCCACCAACAGCAAGGCAGUGCCUGGCAUAUGCUCUGAACUCCAGACGUCCUCUGCUGAAGCACAACCUCUGGUCUGUCCUUGCUCUGGGAGCCUGCCAUCAGCCCCAGGGUGGGGGGGGGGUGGCGUUUUGUGCUGUUAGGAGGUAGUGUUUUAUUUACAGUUCCUCCCUUGCUUGUUUUUUAAACAUUUUCUCCAGCUUUUACAAAAUAAAGUUUUAUUCUUUACCAA
Messenger RNA from Pogoniulus pusillus (Red-fronted tinkerbird), 3106 nucleotides. It is a transcript of the gene GPR157, whose product is annotated as G protein-coupled receptor 157. The transcript is spliced from 4 exons. Gene Ontology annotation, biological process: cell surface receptor signaling pathway; adenylate cyclase-activating G protein-coupled receptor signaling pathway. The record is from RefSeq and is a predicted model, not a curated record. Gene Ontology annotation, cellular component: plasma membrane. Bases 75 to 1076 code for a protein of 333 amino acids. Lineage: Eukaryota; Metazoa; Chordata; Aves; Piciformes; Lybiidae. Gene Ontology annotation, molecular function: G protein-coupled receptor activity.